This is a messenger RNA of Xyrichtys novacula (pearly razorfish), 804 nucleotides long. Lineage: Eukaryota; Metazoa; Chordata; Actinopteri; Labriformes; Labridae. The record is from the annotation of a GenBank genome assembly.
GAGAGAGAGAGAGAGAGAGACAGCCCCACCCACAGCCUCAGAGAGGGGGAGAGAGAGAGAGAGGGGAGAGGAGAGGAGCAGGUCGGGUGGGGGAGGGAGAAAUCCUCAUGGAGACUCAGCUCUCAUCAGACACAAAGGAUCAGGUCUAAGGAUCAGGUCUGAGGAUCAGGUCUAAGGAUCAGGUCUGAGGAUCAGGUCUGAGGAGACACAGUGGAGGAGCUCAGUGACACUGUUUAUAAUCUGAGUAGAAAAUCUGGACUCAGAUUAUCAGAUUAUGACACUGAUUCAAACACUUAAUCCCACCUCAGCACAACAAUCCAACACAGCUGAUCAGCAGGACUCAGGAGGAGAAAAGGCUCCAUCCAACAAGUCGAACCCUCAAUCUUCAUCCUCUCCUCUAGAGGACCAACACAGACCCGGGUCAGCGAAGACCGACCUCCACAUUUCAGAGAUCAUGUAGGUCCGGUUCUGCUGUCAGCAGGAGUCAAACUCAUCUGGACCUGCUGACAUUAGAUCAUCUGAGACCCAGCAGGUCCACAAUGUUGUAAGAGGAGGAUCAUGGAGGUCUGCAGCAGACCAUCAAACGUUCACCAGAACUGUACUGAGAAGACCACAGCGAAGACGAUUCACGCCAAGGAGCGUGACGAAGGUUUAGGACGACAGUCAGGGAGGAGGAAUCAGAUCCUGUCGAUCAAUAAUCUGAGGAUAAAUCAAUAUGAGAGCUCCUCUCCAAACCCUGAAGGGACCAUCUGUGGUCACCUGAGCGAUGAGGAGCGAGAGAGAGGGAGAUGUCUCCCUGUGUGA